Messenger RNA from Alosa sapidissima (American shad), 3442 nucleotides. It is a transcript of the gene il21, whose product is annotated as interleukin 21. Gene Ontology annotation, cellular component: extracellular region. The record is from RefSeq and is a predicted model, not a curated record. Gene Ontology annotation, molecular function: cytokine receptor binding. Gene Ontology annotation, biological process: immune response. NCBI's taxonomy places the organism in Eukaryota, Metazoa, Chordata, Actinopteri, Clupeiformes, Clupeidae. The transcript has 7 exons. The coding region runs from base 2576 to 3001 and encodes 141 amino acids.
AGGCACUGUUGCCUAUCUGUCCAUCAUUGUAUAAAGCCCGCCUGGACGAUUGGAUUGGUCCGUACAAUUCUCAAGUUUUCAUAGAGGCUUGUCAAUAAAGCAAGUCCAGACCGAAUUUCCAGAACUCAAAUUUUGUAGGCAGGGUUAAAUUCGGAGAAUCAAGAAACUCCAAGGCACUCUCUAUUGAAAAAGUUAAAAAGCCUUUAUUAUCAUGGCUUGGUCAAGUUAACCUUCUAAAAAACUCUAGCGCGUUUCAGCUACAUGCCUUCUUCUGGGAGUUAAAGAAGGGUUAAAUUCAGGUUGGCUCCUGAUAAUUUAAAAUUAAAUGCAUGUAGCUUAAUCAUGUAAAUUUUGCAGGAAAGCAAACUAGUCAUUGGCAUUUAUUUUGUCUUUUAAAUCACAGGGAGACAUACAUGAUCAAUACAGCCUACAUAGCGGUGUGCAUUUAUAGUCUUUAUUACACGACACACAGUGAGUAGGCUAAUAAUUGGAUUUAGGUAAUUGCUACACAUCUGCUAAAAUGUAUUGUCAUAGUUAGUUAUAAUGCAAUUAUUUAAUUAUUUUAUUUACCACAAAGCCUGAUAUAAUAUAGCCUAAACCAUGCAGGUAGUAGUAGUAAUGCAAGAAUCGGUAGCUUAAUCCAAGUAGGCAGUCGUUUUGUCAUCUUCCAGAAAUGCUUUACCAUGCAUGGGCACUCGAGGACGUUCGUGGCCAACACUAAAUUUGUGCAUGACCGGUCAUCUGCCAAUCAGCAUGUAAAAACUAGUGCCAGAAGUCGACCCAUAGAACACCAUAUUUUAAAAAAUGUGCAUUUACCUAUAAUCCAUAGAAGCUGGAAUUUACCAAAAUCACUCAGCAUUACCAUCACCAUACAGGCUCAUAUCCAGUUUACAGCCACAGUAGAUUAUUCCAAGCAAAGGAGUAAAGUGUGCUAUUUUCUGAGCCUGAUAACUUCUUUUGAAAUUGUAAGAAGAACUUAAGCAUGUACAAACGUCAGCUAAGUCGAAAAUGUAUUAGGUUUAGCAGUUCACCCGUUUAUCAGAAAAUAAGAAGUUACUUGUAUUAUUGAUAUUAUUAUCCCACAAUGUGUAGAAUAAACGAAUUGCUUAAUUAUCUUAAUUGCUUAUAUCAUUACAAGACCAGCAAGCUGUGAUGCUGUCAUUAGUAAUUGAAUCUCUGAAUAGUGAUGUGUAACUGUGUGAGAACAUUUCAUUUUGUCAUGUGCAUUUGUCUUUGAUUUCUCUCUCAUCCUUGCAUCCCCUCCUCAUGUCCCCAAGGGUGUUUCUCAGAAGGAGGAGCUAAAAUGGAGGAAGGGAGAACUGAAAAAUACACAAAUAAAAAGUACCAGUAUUUGUCAUCAUCAGAUUUACCAGACAUAAUGGCAGCCCAUGUGCUUUUAACAGAGUGGUGCUAAUAUAUGUCCCUCAAAGGGAGAUUGCGGUAGCAGAGGAUAGGUCUCCUCUCCCGGUACACAUUCUAGAUGUGUUAUAGAUGUGAGCAGGAAUAAUUACUAGGGAUCUGGGGGAGCCUCUGACUGAAUAUGCUGAUUCUAUGGAAAGCCUUCUGCUGUCCAAGGUGUAGGUCAUGUAGGGGAUGUAAAAUGUUGUCCAUUAGGUUGACCAAUUGUGCAACAUACUUCCUCUAGGGUCCCAGAGCAGUCUUCAGUGCAGAGCUAGUCUUCUUUAUUAACCUGUUAAUUUUCUACUAAAUCUGGCUCUGAUGUUGCUGCUAUAUGUCAAACAUGCCUUUGUAAACAGCUGAAGAUAAAGAUAUUAUCAUGACUAAGCAUGGGGAAGUUUGAGCAGUGGAAGACAAAAACAUUCCAUGAUUGAAUACUAGAGUGCCUGGUCCCCUGGCAGAUGUGGAAUAUCCAAACCCAUAGCGUAAUCCCUGAGUGUACGCAACAGGGGCUUUUCUCUCAUAUCAUAGCACUGUCCCCACCCACUGAUUUUGUUCUUUUAAUGAUUGUGACCUCAUUUCCUUAGUGUCAUAUGUAGCCAAUACUUUUCGUUUCUUUCAGAGCAAUGUUUUUAGAAAAGGCCUUUAAAUUAGCUGCAUGCAGAGUAGUCAACUCUCUGUGAAGCAUAAAAUCUAUAAAAUCUAUAAACAUAGCAGGUUCAUAGAUUAGCAUGUGGAUGCUGUAUAAAUAUGACUUCAAAAUGAUGAUCAUGCGAAAAAGUGACUUUCUUGUGAACAAACCUCAAGUGAUUUCCUGUUUUUGUUACACAACAUGCAUAUCUGUGUGGGAGGCCACCCAACACGAGAAUGCAGGUCUGAGAAUCGUACCUACAAUGGCUUUUUGCAGGUUUGCUGAUUCAGACUGAAAAACGAAACUGACAACUUCCUCUCGCUCCCUGAGUCAAAAAGGCCAGUGGAAAAGAAAAAGUCAUUACUCAUUACUGGUCUCCUUGGUUCCAGUUUUCCAGUGUCGAAGAAGUGGUUUUCCUUUGUCCUGAUGGAUUAAAUGUAUAUGCAUAUAUAUAUAUACACAUAUACAGGUAAGACAGGUAUGUAUGUCAACGACUCCCUUGGAAAGCAUCUACUGUUCUUCAGAAUUAUUUAGCUAAAGAAUAAAAUGCAACCGACUGUUUUGUAUCUCCUUGCAAUAAUGUGCUCUGCUUUAGCACAGGCUGCAAUGCCACUGAAGGACCUUAAGAUGCUAGAAUUGUAUAAGGAUGUAAAAAGGUUAAACAAAAGUUUGCAGCACGAUGGAUCUCUAAGUUUGAAUAACCCUGGGACUGAAAUCAAGGAAUGUUGCAUGGCGUCAGCUCUUCAGUGCUACAGAAGUCAGCUGCUCCUUCUCAAAGUCAGCAGCACUAAACUGCGUUACAAAGUUUGUAAAAGCCUGAGCAGUCCUCUUAUUUCUGAGAAACUGGAGGGAAGCAGUGAAGACUGUCAGAAGAACCCACAGUGCCAGUCUUGUGAUUUAUAUCCUAAUACAAACAGCAAGGAGUUCAUGUCGAAGUUAACUUCUCUGCUUGAAAUGGCCAACAGCAAUUAAGAUGAAGUGGGAGCUUGCUUUUAAAUAUGAAGAAGACACUACUCCACGAACACUUCAGAGCUACUAUGCAUUAUGUUAUUAGAUUAUGGUAUUUAAUUUAUUUAUUAACAAAUAUACUUAAAUAACUUUCAACAUAAACAUGUAAUAUUUUUGUGUUGGCCUGUGUAUAUCAUGUUCAUUUCCUUUUGAAAAAGGUGGUCCCAUUUCAACUUUCUCAGUUCACUAGUGCAUGUUGUUGUGAAAAUUUGUAUGUUAUAGCAAAUUCACAUAAUUGAAUACUACUCAUUAUGUACAUCAUAACCAUUGAAACGUUCUCAAACAAAUUGACAUUGUAGUCAUCUUGAAACUUGCACUGGGUCAACUUGCAAUGGGAACUGUUACUGCAGUAAGCUUAUGGUAUUUAAUUUAUUUAUUGACAAAUACAAAACAACUUUCAACAGA